Messenger RNA from Trichoplusia ni (cabbage looper), 2852 nucleotides. Its product is annotated as serine-rich adhesin for platelets-like. Bases 49 to 2550 code for a protein of 833 amino acids. The record is from RefSeq and is a predicted model, not a curated record. The transcript has 6 exons. Lineage: Eukaryota; Metazoa; Arthropoda; Insecta; Lepidoptera; Noctuidae.
GGCAUCACCAUCAACAGGUCAGGACUAGGAUCUAGAUAAGGAGUCAAAAUGGCAAAAACCAAAACCUUACUUUUUCUGUUCGCCAUCCUGGUUUCAUCCACGAUAAUCUUGGCACAAGAACAAAGUGAAGCAACUGAAGCUUCAAAUGAUUCUGAAGCCACGUCCGCCGCUUCCAGUGAUUCCAGUGACCAGCCACCAAGCCAAGAAGUAGGCCCAGCGGGUCUCGGACUGAAAUUCCCUAAGUUGCCUGACUUUUUAGGAGGCCUUUCACGUCCAAAGCGGUCUGCACAAAGAGAUAAUCGACGCCGAAACAGGAACAACAGAGCUAGCGGAGAUAAUAGCAAUAAUGGAAACAACGGGAAUAAUAGACGUAAUAGGAACAACAGGCGUUCGAACAGGAGUAACAACCGUCGUGGUCGUGCGGUCAGAUGCAACUUUAAGAAGCAGGGUCGUAACAUGUGCACGUCAUGCACGUCACGUCAACGUUGCAACCGUUCCAACGUUGGUAGAGAAAUUCAAUGCCGCGGACGUACUCCAUACUGCAGGAAUGGUCGUUGCUCCAGAAGGAAAGGGGCACUUUGCAGUUCAUCUACGUCCACAACAAGUGGUGAUUCUUCCCAAAGUUCCGGUGGCAGUGAGGAAUCAGGAUCCUCCUCCAGUUCGUCGGGCACCACAAGUUCGAACGAGGACAAUUCAGGGUCUUCCAGCUCAGGGUCAUCGAGCUCAUCCAGCUCAUCAGACUCGUCGGACUCUAACUCAUCUAGUUCAUCUUCCUCGUCGGAUUCCGACUCCUCCAGUUCAUCAUCCUCUUCGGCUUCCGAUUCAUCUAGUUCAUCUACUGCCUCUGAUUCUGAUUCUUCUAGCUCAUCAUCCUCAUCAAGUAGCACAACCGCUUCUGGUGACGAUAGUUCAUCCACGACAUCAGGGUCAGACUCAGACACGACUAGUACAACCGCCUCAGAUUCUACUAGCACAACAGAGUCGUCAGAUUCAUCCAGUACCUCUGACUCGACCAGUUCUUCAGAAGAUUCGACUAGUUCUUCGAGUACAUCGGACUCUACCAGCACUUCAGAUUCAACCAGUACUUCUGAUUCAACCAGUUCAUCAUCCACCAGCUCAUCAACUUCAACUACCAGUAGUGAUGACGGUAGUGAUGACGUUAAUAGAACAAGAGGGACAGUUACAUCUACAAUAAUCUUGGCACAAGAACAAAAUGAAGCAUCCGAAUCCUCAAACGAUUCUGAAGCUACGUCUGCUGCUCCCAAUGAUCAGCCACCAAGCAAAGAAGUAGGCCCGUCUGGUCCUGGACCUAAGGGCCCUCCGCUACCUGACUUCUUUGGAGGCCUCUCACGUUCAAAACGGUCUGCUCAAAGAGAAAACCGUCGCCGGAAUAGAGUAAACCGGGCUAACAGGAAUAACGGUGAUAAUAUCGAUGGUGGAAAUAACAGAAAUAAUAGACGGAAUAGGAUUUACAGACGUAAUAAUGGGUACAAUAGGCGUAACAACAGAGGUAGCAAUCGAGGCAACAACAGAGGCAACAACAGAAGCAAUAACAGAGGAAACAACCGUCGUACCUGCGACUUCAAGAAACAGGGUCGUUCUAUGUGCACAUCGUGCACCUCAGCCCGCCGUUGCUAUCGCAACAACGUCGGCAGAGAUAUCAAAUGCAGUGGUCGUACCCCUUACUGCAGGAAUGGCCGGUGCUCCAGAAGGAAAGGAGCGCUUUGUCGUAGCUCUACUUCCACAACAAGUGGUGGUUCUGAAAAUGAUUCUUCUUCUUCUUCUGGUGGAGGUUCUGGAUCUUCGUCCAGUUCGUCGGGAACGACAAAUUCCAAUGGAGAUGACUCUGGGUCUUCCAGCUCAUCAGGAUCGUCCACAUCGUCAGGAUCAGGAUCAACUACUUCAUCAGGUUCAUCAAGUUCGUCAGACUCAUCAGAUUCAUCCGAUUCUGACUCUUCCAGUUCUUCAGAAUCAUCUAGUUCAUCAUCUUCAACUACUUCCACAACCGCCUCUAGUGACGAUGAUUCAUCCACCACGAAGGGAUCAGAUUCGGAAACAACCAGUACAACAGGCUCAGAUUCAACUAGUACUUCUACAACUGGUUCAGAUUCAACUAGUACUAGUACAACAAGCUCAGAUACUACUAGCACAACAAGCUCGGAUACGACCAGUACGACGGAGUCAUCUAGUGAUUCAGACUCGUCUAGUGAUUCUGACUCCACUAGCUCAUCAAGCACUAGCUCUUCGUCUUCAUCUGACUCCACAAGUACUACUAGUACAUCUGACUCAACUAGCACUUCGGACUCAACAAGUACUACCAGCACAUCUGACUCAACUAGCACUUCAGACUCAACAAGUACAAGUGACUCUACUAGUACGUCAGACUCAACUACUUCAGACUCAACGAGUACAACUAGCACAUCUGAUUCUACCAGCACGUCAGAUUCAACAAGUACCAGUACGUCUGACUCCACUAGUACCUCAACCUCUAGUUCUUCUACAUCAACUUCCACUACUAGUAGCGAUGAUGAUGAAGAUGAUAGUUCAUAAAAGGUAAAACCUUAAGAUCAACGUAAGAGUGAUGAAAAAUAUAAAUAAAUAUAGUAAUCUUUGAAAAAAAACUGUUUAUUGAAGAGCUCUCUGUACGCUUUUAAAUUCUUUGAAACGCAUAGACAAAAAUUUCAAUUUUCUGAAAAUUUGGAACACAUUCUUUUAUCCUAAAAUGUUAAUAAAUAAUUUCAGAAAAUGUAAUAAUAAACAAAAGACAUGACUCAACAUAAUAUUGAAAAUAAUUAUUGUGAGUCAACUAUCCAAACUAUAUCUUGCCAAAUUUUUUCGGAAUAAAGUGUUAU